Tetrahymena thermophila SB210 is the source of this 1992-nucleotide messenger RNA. RefSeq lists its product as hypothetical. NCBI's taxonomy places the organism in Eukaryota, Ciliophora, Oligohymenophorea, Hymenostomatida, Tetrahymenidae. The record is from RefSeq and is a predicted model, not a curated record. The transcript is spliced from 5 exons.
AUGAGUAGAUAGAAUUCUUUCUUUUCUGAAAGAGAUGAAGAUUUUUUUGAUGAAAUGGUUGAUAACAGAUCUAAGCUAGUAUCUAUAGGUUUGUAUUAACCCUUUUCUGAUAAAAAUCAUUUUAAUCAUUGUGACAGUUUAAAGGAUUCUUUAAUUGUAGCAAAGCAUUCAAUUAAUUUAAUAUUAAAAAACACUGAAGAGGUACUGUAUGAAAAAUAUUUAGAGGAACGUAAAAAUGAUUACUCAAUUGCUUAGUCACUUAUAUUAGGAGAAAUUUAUAUAAACAUGGCAGUGAAAUUAAUAGAUAGAGAACAAGAAGAUGAAAUGGAUAUAAACGAUUUAGAAGAUUCAGAACCUAAAAAACCAAUAGGAGAAUCUUGGAUUAGAAGCAAAAUUGCAAUAGAACAUUAGCAGGAAUUUGAUAAACCUGAUGAAACUGAAGGUUUACCCAAAAAUGAUAGAGUCUCUGAUCGGACUUCAAUUACAUUCAAAAACAAAUUUAUCAAGAAAAAGGAAGAAGCUUUUAAAGGAGAGGUACCACAACCAUAAAACAUGGAAAUACCCUAGGAAGUAGAUGAUAUUAUAGAGAGACUUAGAGUCAUUAAAUAAUUAGAAACUAAAAGAAAAGAAGAAAAGGAAGAGCAAGAAAAGAAAGAAAAAUAGAACCCAUUAGAGCUCAAAAAAGAAAUGAAAAAUAGUAAAUAUACUUAUGAUUUUGAUGGUAAAGUAAUAAAUACAAAAGUAGUCAAAACAGAAAAAUUACCUCCUUCUAACUAUUAAAUUAACUACUAAUUCUCUACACAAGAAGUUGAUAGAAACAAAAUUAAAAAGAUAAAAGCUUAGCAAGAAGAACAAUAGAAAUAAGCAUAAUUGUAGCUUUAAUAGCAAUAGUAGCAAUAAUAAAAAGGUAAAGGUAGCUUUUUAAAUAUACCUCUGCAGAAUAACCCUAAUCCAAAUAAGGAUGAUUAGGGUCUAGGAAUUAGUAAACUAUAAGCAGGAGCCAAGAAUCCUUUUAGCUAUGAUGAUUUUAAUCCAAGCUAAGGAGUUACUCUUUUUUAUGAUCAAAAAAUUAAAGAAGGUCCCAAAAGCAAAGAAGUUUUCGAUACCUUAGCAAACUUAGACUAAAGAUUAAAAAUGCAUGAUGAAAAGAUAUAAAUUACAAGAUCUGAGUAUAAAAGAUUAACAGAAAACGGAAAUUUAAACAUGGCUUCAACUAUAAAAAAUAUGUAAGACAUCUUAUCGAAUUAAUAAAAUGGAGCUUCUCCACUGCACAGAUAAACUAGUUUACUAAAUGCAUAAACGCAAAAACACAAUUCAAAUAUCGAUAAUGGAUCAGCUUUUAAAUAAGAAGCUCAAAAAAAUUAAUAAUAGCAAAACCAACUCAUUAUUAACAAUCUUUCAUUAAUUGAUAAUUAAUCAGCUAAAAAUAAAUAAAAAUCAUAUUUUUUGAGUAUGCUUAAUCAUCCUUAAAUUAACUCAAAAGGUGAAAAGGAGGAUUUCCUAUCGUAUUUAGAAAAUAGCAAAUCUAAGAUAAUAAUAAAAUAACCUGGCCUGCUCACUAAUAUUAUAAUCAAAGAUGAUGAGCAAUAACUUACUUCAGAUAAAGAAAAAUAAAAUAAUACAUUAAAGUUGCCUAAUAUAAACGAUAAAAUAACACUACCAUAAAAAUCUCCUGUAGAUGAAUUUAAUUAAUCUAUUAUAAAAGGAGGUAAUGAGUGGGGUAAAGGAAACAGAGGAGUUGGUAAUCUUUCUUCAGGUAAAUAAAUCCAUAAGCCUAGCUAAAAAGUAUAUAGAACUACCCUUAAUUAGUUCUACAAGUUACCAAGAGAAAGAGAUUGGGGACAAUCUUUCAAGUAAUCAAAAUCUUCAAAAAAUAUGCUAAAAACAAAUAAUUCAGAAAAUAUUUUAACACAGCCAGAAGUGGAGUUUAGAGGAACAUUUUAUACAUUUAAUUCUAAAUUUUCAGAAACAUUACGUAGUUUUAAGUCUUGA